Juglans regia (Persian walnut) is the source of this 3697-nucleotide messenger RNA. Its product is annotated as protein SMG7L-like. NCBI's taxonomy places the organism in Eukaryota, Viridiplantae, Streptophyta, Magnoliopsida, Fagales, Juglandaceae. Gene Ontology annotation, molecular function: telomeric repeat DNA binding; telomerase RNA binding; protein binding. The coding region runs from base 403 to 3393 and encodes 996 amino acids. The transcript is spliced from 6 exons. The record is from RefSeq and is a predicted model, not a curated record. Gene Ontology annotation, biological process: nuclear-transcribed mRNA catabolic process, nonsense-mediated decay. Gene Ontology annotation, cellular component: telomerase holoenzyme complex.
AUUAGACUGCUUAGAAAAAGGAAAGGAAAAAUGAAAAUUUUAUGAUAGAAAAGAAAAAAAGGAUUUGGGAUAGCAGUCUUGGUCUUUGUCUUUAUCAACUCUCGUCUGUUUCACAACUGAAACUGUACAGACUGUAUAGUACAGGUGGUCUGGCUCUUAUUGCAGCUCUCUCUCUCUCUCUCUCUCUCUCUGUGUGUUGCUCUUCUCCAUUCGUAGGCUUUUGCUUGGUUGCUUUGUCUUCAGUUUCUGCUUCAAACAUUGGUCACAAGCGACCGACUUUGAUGGGGCUUUGGUACUUGUGAUUAUGUCCCUUUAUGCGCUUCAGGUCAGCUAUAUUGAAAAUUUAUUUCAUUCAUCUUGAGAAGAUAAGGCACCAAAGGAGAACCUGUGGCAACUCUGAUCAUGUCUACUAAUUCACCAGUUCCAUCGACUGAACAGAAAGAAAAGCAGGGUGCUCUCGCUGUGGCUGGUAACUUAGAAAAACAGUUGUGGGCAUUGAUUUACACCAAAAGUCUAUUGCACUCUGAUGUUCAAGACCUGUAUCGAAAAGUCCGUUCUAGUUAUGAGAAAAUCAUUCUAAAUGAUCAUGAACAUGUGGAAGUUCAAGAUGUUGAAUAUUCUUUGUGGAAACUACACUAUAAGCAUAUUGAUGAGUUUCGUAAGAUAAUAAAGAAAUGUUCUGCUGAUGGAGAGAGCAAAAACUUGGUGACACAAAAUGCCAGUAGUGUGCAGAUAAUUGAUGAAAAACAUAUAGCUGGAUUCAAGUCAUUUCUUUCUCAAGCAACUGAGUUUUACAAAAAUUUGAUAUUGAAAACCAGAAAAUGUUAUAGCCUUCCCGAAGACUCUUACAAAAAAGGUGCCAUGUCUACUUCGGUCAAACCAAAGAAGAUGCAGAAAUGCCAAAUUUUAUGCCAUCGAUUUUUAGUUUGUCUAGGGGAUCUUGCUAGAUACCAAGAACAAUAUGAAAAAUCUGAUGUUCAAGAACGUAACUGGUCAGUUGCAGCUUCCCACUACCUGGAAGCAACAAUGAUUUGGCCAGAUAGUGGAAACCCCCAUAAUCAGUUGGCGGUAUUGGCUACAUAUGUUGGUGAUGAGUUCCUUGCUUUGUACCACUGUGUAAGGAGUUUAGCUGUUAAAGAACCUUUCCCUGAUGCCUGGGAUAACCUAAUUUUACUCAUGGAGACGAACAGGUCAUCUCAUUUGAAUUCCCUUUGUGGAGAGGCCUACUUUGAUUUCUUAAAACCUUCUGAAACAAGCAACUUCCAGACGAAAUCACAAUCAAAUGCUGAUUUCUCAAAUUGCAAUAUGUUGAAAGCUGAACACGGUCGCUCUGUGGAAACAGAAUUAUGGUCUCUUCUUGUCAGAACUAUGAGUUUCUUUUUCCUAAAAUCCAGUUUUGAGGAAUUACCUUGUGCCUUUGCAUCUGCUAUGAGAGAGUUGGAUGUUUUAAUGGCACUAGAUGAUACAAAACUAAAGGCUGCAUUGGAAUCUUACCGGUGUUUGGAUUCAGCUAGAACAGGCCCUUUUCGAGCCCUGCAAGUUGCUUCUAUACUCGUCUUUAUUAUAGAGAACCUAAUUCAUGGUCCACAAGUUAAAAGGUCAAAAGAUAAAAAUGAUAUGGAACACAUUGUCCGGACACAAUUUGCAAUUGCAGCAGCUUUAGUUUUCAUGGGACGCCUUGUUGAUAGAUGUCUGAAGGCUACCCAAUUGUAUCUUUGCCCUCUUUUACCAGCUGUGCUUGUAUUUGUGGAGUGGCUGCUGGGCAUGCUUGAUGAAGUAAAAGUGUAUGGGGUUGAUGAAAAAAGUAGAAGCGCCAUGGGUUACUUUUUUGGUGUGUUUAUUGAACUUCUAAAGCAGUUCAAUGUUAAACCUGGCGAAGCCAUGUCUCCGGAUGGUACUCCUCUGUGGGAAGACUAUGAAUUGAGAGGCUUUGCAACAGUUGCACGUGCACAUAUGUCAUUGUACUUUUCAACUCCUUGGGAACACAUAGACAGCUUUGAAAGUGGAGCUGAAUUCCGUGCUCGCCGCAUCACUAGUGCUGCAAUGAAGAUUGCAGAGAGAUCAAAUGAUUCUGGUAAGUGGAUUCUGUAUGAUAAAUUAGGAAGAAAAUUCUACAGUGGAGAGUCAAGUGAAUUUCCAGAGAGAAAAGAAUCGGAAAAAGUAGAGUCCCCCAGUACUGAUCUUAAAUUCAAAGAGCCCAACCAGCAUGUUUACAUAGCCACAAAAGAAUGUGGGGAACAGAUCCUGAAGGUAAGUUCAAGUAACCCCUGUGUGAAUGGUAAAUCUGUUGUCAUUGAUGAAGAAGAAGUCAUUCUUUUCAAACCUCUCUCGAGAUAUAACUCAGUGCCACUUUACACUUCCGUUGACAUGAACAAUCAAAUGUCUCCAAAAGGUUCUGGGGGUAAAAAUGUAUCUUCUGAUGAAUGCUUGCCCCGAGCUAUGUCACUACUUAUUGAGCAAACCAAGGCUGAGAAUGAUCCUUUGGCUUUCUAUGCUGACAUCUAUAGUUCCCGGUGCAAGAAGUCAUUCGAGCAUCAGGAGCCUCACGUGAAGGAUACUUCAGCACAUCCAUUGUUAGGAAUCCCAAUCUCUGCUGGGCCUCCCUCACUAAGUGCUUGGGUCCUCAAUAGGGGAAGUUUGAGCAAUGAUAGAGAGAAGACAGGUAAUAUUAGCAAACACGGCUUGAAGCCUAUCGAAGAAAUGGCUUCUACAACCUUGGCUGGUCUCUCCAUAGGCGAAAAUGAGAGUUCUGUGAAUGGUUCUGAGCCCAAAUCUACAUUCAUCAAUUUCUCAUCUCCUACAUACUUACCUCCAGUGCCUUCUGCUCCUUUAUUGCCUGAUGAUGCCGUUUGGUUUAGUGGCAUUCAAUCUAACUUUGCUGACUGCAGAACCUCUGCAGGCUGGAGCAAAGCAAAUGAUUAUGAUGGUGCAUUGCAGGUAUCAAGCACUUCAAGUUGGGUUGCUACUCAUGAGCCUCGUGGUUUCAUGGAUAAUUACCUACCAACACGUCGAAUGACUUCUUCUGAAUGGCUUCGCCAGUACAGAGAAAAACACAAUAUUGAGCAAGCCAAUAUAUUUCCGGUUCAGCAUCAUGUUCAGGAGAACGCUUCUAAGUUUGAUGUAUUUGAUCGGUGGGGAAAUUCUACGUCUUAUAACCCAGGUUUAUACAUGGAGAGCCCACAAAUGCCUCCGGCUCUUCCUCUUGUUUAUGGUGCAGAUGAACUCAAAAGGGAGAAGCUCUUACCUGGUUACCAAAGACCUAGCCCCUUGGGGUGUGGUGCUGUGACAGACCUCAGAAUUGAGCCACAUCCACUUUUGCAGUAUCUCAAAGAGAGAGAAUGGCGACUCCAGCAAGAUCCUUCCCUGGGAGGCCCUACAUAUAUGGGAAAUUAAAAAGUUCUCAAUUUGAAACAUUUCUCUGAUACAGCAUGUAGAGCUUAGCCCCUUUGGAUUUCUGAGAUGUCCGAAGUUUACUUGUAUGCAUGCAUAUGUAUGCAUCCCUAGAUGUUUUAGUAUGCCCUUGAAAGGAAAGGAGAGGGGGUUUAAAGAAAGAAUGAAAAGCUUCAAAGGUUUUUGUUGUCCUCAUAUAACGGUCCAGCACCAAGCCUAGGUCAAGUCCGCGUACUAUUUAUUUAUAUGUUGAGGUUAAUAUGUACUUAAGAUUUAACGAGUAAUUUUAAAUAGGUUACAUGCUCAA